AUGGGCCGCCUGGCGCGGAACUUGGAGCGGCGCGGCAAGGAGAGGGUUCCAUACGACUUCGACGUCCUGUGCACGGCCGCGCACUGCGUCCCGGACGGCUUCAGCAACGCCUGGCUCGCAUUCCACCGCAAGCCGCGCCUGCUCACCACGAACCUCGCGGAGAACCGCGACGGCACGUGCUCCUGGGACCAAACCCUCCACGUGACCCUCACGCUCUUCCGAGACCAGGUCUCGCAGCGGUUCGAAGAGAAGGAGUUCGACGUGCUCCUCGAGGGCAUGCCCCGGGGGGCCAGGAAGGUGGUCCACAUAGCCCGGGGGAGUAUUGAUUUCGGGGCCGUCGCGUCAGACCCGGCGUCGGUGAGCCCCGAGGAGGCGAUCGACCUGGACCUCGACGUGGACGCCAAGGCCGCCGCCGGCGCGCUCGAGGCCGCGGUCGUCCCGGUGCGCGUCGUGGUGCGCGCGCAGCCCACGGUGACGACGGCGAGCGUACGGCAGGGGUCCGCGGAGCUCAAGCGGGUCGCGAAACUGGUGCGGGCGGCCGGCGCUGCGAUUGGGAAGUCGGAUCCGCGUCCGAAGAUAACAAAUAAGGUUUCGUUCAAACAGGCAAACAAGCAGUCUGGCGCCGCGCAGCAGCCGGUUCCGUGGCCGCCCGGGGGGGCCGGAGCGAGCCUCGUGUACGGCGACGACCCCGCGACGGUGCAGAGCGGCGGUGCGAGGCGGGGCGCGGGCGUCGAUGGUGCCGGCGGUGAUGGUGGCGCGAACCCAGGUGUGGCGAGGCGGUCGGUGGGCCGCGUGGGGGACGAGAGGCUGGCGUCGAUGCCGCGGAAUCCGAAGCAGGAGCGAACCGAGGACGAGCUGGGGCUGAAUCGCAUCAGCGCGCAGCAGUACGACGCCGUGCAGGUGCAGUCGUACCAGGACGGCGCGCCCGGCCGGCGCGGGCUGUGA
This is a messenger RNA of Pedinophyceae sp. YPF-701, 945 nucleotides long. NCBI's taxonomy places the organism in Eukaryota, Viridiplantae, Chlorophyta, Pedinophyceae. The record is from the annotation of a GenBank genome assembly.